Messenger RNA from Phoenix dactylifera (date palm), 1350 nucleotides. The record is from RefSeq and is a predicted model, not a curated record. NCBI's taxonomy places the organism in Eukaryota, Viridiplantae, Streptophyta, Magnoliopsida, Arecales, Arecaceae.
AUGGAGAAAUCAGGGGCGGCGGAGGCAGAGUUGUCUACGGCGGCGGAGAGUGCGGCAGCGCUGGCGGCGGAGAAGAAGGUUGGGGAGCUGAAGAGAGAGCUGUGGAGGCUGGUGAGGUUGAUCUCCGACGAUGACGACGGCCGGAUCGACAGCUACGACGAGGCGGCGAACUCACUCGCGGAGCUCAAGGAUCUCACGUUCGGUUCGCCGGCGGUCCCCCAGCACUUCUUGUGCCCGAUCUCCUGCGAGCUAAUGAGGGAUCCCGUGAUUGUGGCAUCCGGGGAGACCUACGACCGGCCAUUCAUUCAGAAGUUGCUGAAUUCUGGGGACCGGAUAUGCCCGCGGAGCCAUGAGGUUCUCCCCAACACCAUCCUCACCCCCAACCAUCUUCUCCAAAGCAUGAUAUCGGAAUGGUGCAAGGAGCAUGACAUCCCUCAGCCUCGACCUUGGAGCCAACAUGAAGACCUGAUCACAAGAAAAGAGCAUUACGCACUUUACAAGCUCCUCGACAAGAUUUCUUCAUCCUCCUUGCAGAAGCAAGCCAUGAAGGAGCUCCGGCUUCUCACCAAGCACAACGAGGCCUUCCGAGCCCUCUUAGGGGAGAAACCAGAUACAAUCCCCCAACUGCUCUCCGUUCUCUCUGCGCCAGGCUUGAAUGAUGAUCCAGAAUUCCACAACAACACUGUGACCGCAAUCCUAAAUAUUUCAAUCCAUGAUAGGAACAAGAAGAUUGUUGGAGAUGACCCCCAAGCCAUCCCCUUCCUCAUUGAUUCAUUGAAGGAUGGAACCAUGGAGACUCGGAGCAAUGCGGCUGCCGGCCUAUUCUGCUUAUCAGCACUUGACUCCAACAAGCUUAAGAUUGUUGAACUGGGAGCCAUCAAACCCCUUCUGGAGCUCCUGGAGCAAGGCAGCAAAACUGCCAAGUGGGAUGCGGCACAAGCUAUUUUUAACAUCUGCUUGGCCCCUGAGAACAAGGCGAGGGCAGUGAAGGAAGGGGUAGUGGGUGUAGCCUGGAAGGCCAUCAUGGAUCAAUCUCUCGUAGAUGAGUCGUUGGCUAUCUUAGCUCUGUUUAAACGUGAGCAUGAGGCAAUGGAGGAGAUUAGUAGGAGCGGUGGGGUGCCUGCCUUGCUUGGUAUCAUUAGGGAGAGCUCCUGCAGAGAGAGCAAAGAGAAUGCAGUGGCGGUUCUGUUCGCAGUCUGCAUGCGGGAUCGAACGAAGCUGAGGAAGGUCUUGGAGGAGGAGAGUUUGAACAGGACGAUCUCUACUCUGAAUCAUUUCGGUACUAAAGGGGCUUCUGUCAAGGCCGGGAAACUUCUUCAGGUGCUGCGGAAUUUAGAUAAGAGAAACUAA